AUGCUUAUUGAUGAGCCUGAUGUUGAAGAGCCAGUUCCUGAAGAUGAUGUUGAAGCUAAAGCUGAGACUGAAGCUGAAGCUAAUAUUGAAAUUGAUGUUCGUUUAUCGCCUAAUUCUCAGAGUUUGCUGAAGAAUUUGAAGGCAUUUAAUGCAAAGAAAGAUAAAGCUGUUGUUGAUGCUCAGAAAGAAAAAGUUGUUGAAGAUAUAGAAGGUGAUGAUGUGAACAAAAGCACUACAAGCUCUUCUAGUUCUUCGGAAGAUGAAGUUGAUGAAACCGAAUGUUUGAAAAGAAUUCAAGAAGAGACAGAGAAAGAGAAACAAUUGAGAAAUAGAAAGAGACAGGAGAAGGAUGAUGCUGCAUAUAUUCCAUCUCCUGAGCAUGUAUCUGAAUCUCAAUCGCCUUCAGGUGGAAGGAAGAAAGCUGGUGCUCGCAAAAGGAUUGUUUCUCCUAAGAUCAAGAAGGUUACCCCCAAGAUCAAGAAGCCUACAAAGAUUGUUCUGAAGAAGAAACCUUCCCAAGAAUCAAGAAAACCACCAUCACCACCACCUGAACCAAUACCACAUCAAUCUCUUAUACACUCACCACCUUACCAAUCACCUCCUAAACAACCAACACCACCAAGACAACCUUCACCAUUCCAUCUCACACCACCUCAUUCACCACAACAAAUUCAUACCAUUACUCCACCACAAGAAACAACCUUACUUACAUCUCAACCAAUCUUCCAAACACCACCACCUUCACAACCACUUAUUCAAACCACACCUGGUUCUUCGGGGUAUAAAGGUUUUCCACCCGUCCUCCGAACUUGA
Molecule: messenger RNA, 813 nt
Organism: Helianthus annuus (common sunflower)
Lineage: Eukaryota; Viridiplantae; Streptophyta; Magnoliopsida; Asterales; Asteraceae
Product: pollen-specific leucine-rich repeat extensin-like protein 3
Exons: 1
Coding region: 1-813 (270 amino acids)
Source: RefSeq, a predicted model, not a curated record